CUUUCCCGUCGGCGCGGCUGGCCAAGCCCAAGUCCCGCCAGGAACACCACAGGCCUCAGCCUAGCGGCCGCCGCGCCCAACCCAGAAUCAAAGCGCUCGUAGUUGUUGGCGCCGUCGCCAGGGAGACGCCGCGGGGGCUGAUGGGAAGUUGGUCACGCCGGCGGAAGUCUCUACGAUCUCAGGAGGCGGAGUAGAGAGCGGACCGAGGCGGGCUCGGAGGGCCGAGCUUUCCGGACUAGGCCGCAGCCGUCGCGGAACGGCUGUGCCUUCUUCCGGGAGCUCCCAAUGCCGGCCCCAACACUUUCCCCUCAGACCUGGUGGCUUCGCGGGCCCUCGCCCCAGUGACGUCAUACAUUGGCACUUCCGCCUCCCGCUCGCUGGCUCCAGCUCUCGUGCAGGGCGGCGCUUUCUUGCUGGACUCCUGCUUCUCUUCUGAUGGAGAGAGAGAGAGGUCGCGCAGGUACUUCUGAUUGUCAAUCAUCAUGGGUAUCCGAGGACUAAUGAGUUUCGUGGAAGAUCAUAGUAAUGAGUUUUUCACUGAUUUAAAGUUGCAGGACACAAAAAUUAUCAUUGAUGGCUAUGCUCUUUUCCACCGACUUUGCUUCAAUUCAGACUUGGAGCUCCGGUAUGGAGGGGACUAUGAUUCAUUUGCAGAUGUUGUACAGAAAUUCUUUGAAUCACUGUUUGCAUGUAAUAUCUGUCCAUAUGUAGUAUUAGAUGGAGGAUGUGACAUUUCAGAUAAAAAGCUUACCACUUUAAAGGAUAGAGCUAGAGAGAAGAUCCAGGCAGCCCAUUCCCUUUCUGUUGGUGGAGGUGGGAAUGUAUGUCCCUUACUUAUCCGAGAAGUGUUCAUACAGGCUUUGGUCAAACUGCAGGUAUGCUUUGUCCAGUGCUUUUCAGAAGCAGAUCGUGACAUUAUGACUCUUGCCAAUCAUUGGAAUUGCCCUGUGCUAUCAUCAGAUAGUGACUUUUGCAUUUUUGACCUGAAAAGUGGAUUUUGCCCACUGAAUACCUUUCAGUGGAGAAAUCUGAACACUGUUAAGGAUACACAAAGUUACUAUAUUCCUGCCAAGUGUUUUUCCAUUGAUGCAUUCUGCAAUCACUUCAGCAACAUGAACAAAGCUCUGUUACCUCUCUUUGCGGUGCUGUGUGGAAAUGACCAUGUUAAUCUUCCCAUCAUGGAGACAUUCUUAAGUAAAGUACAUCUUCCUCUUGGUUCUAAGGGGAGGAGACACCACCGAGUUAUGGGACUUCUGAACUGGAUAUCUAAUUUUGAUGACCCUACCGAAGCACUAGAUAAUGUUCUGAAGUAUCUCCCCAAAAAGAAACGAGAAAAUGUUAAGGAAGUCCUCUGCUGUGCUAUGGAGGAGUACCAGCAGUCCUCCGUGAAGCUGCAGGACUUCUUCCAGUCUGGCACUUACGUAUGUCCAGAGGCUUUGAAUCUGGGUUUACCAGAAUGGGUACUAGUGUCUUUGGCCAAAGGCCAGCUCUCUCCUUUCAUCAGUGAUGCUCUGGUGCUCAGAAGAACCAUUCUUCACACACAGGUAGAAAACAUGCAGCAACCAAAUGCCCACAGAAUAUCUCAGCCCAUCCGACAAAUCAUCUACGGGCUUCUUUUGAAUUCUUCACAUCCAGAAGACAUAUCCCAGAAUGCAAUGCCUUCUCAGCCUCUAGCUUUCAAUGAAGUGGAAAGAAUUAAUAAAAAUAUCAAAACAUCAAUUGUUUAUGCAGUACAACUGCCCAAGGAUCAUUCUGACUUGAGCAGAUUGACUGAGCUCUCCUUGGCUCGGCGGCAGACACUUCUGUUAGAAGCCCUGAAGGUGAAACAGGUUGUCCUAGAGUCCAUCCCUACUUUUCUGAAGUUGCCCAUUGCUGUCAGUUGCUACUGGUUACAGCACACAGAGGCCAAGGCAAAGCUGUAUCAUCUACAGGCCUUGCUGCUGGGAAUGCUGAUGGAGCCUUUGCACGCCAUCAUCAACAGUCCUGGUAAGGAAGAUCCACGGGCAGGUGCUAAGAUGUUGUAUGAAGAGUUCCAAAAGGUGAAGGAGUCAGCGCGGCCCAGUGCCAGAUUAGAUCUAGACACAGCUCACAUCUUCUGUCAGUGGCAGUGCUGUCUUCAGAUGGGGAUGUAUCUCAACCAGCUGCUGUCCACGCCUCUCCCAGAGCCAGACCUAACUCGAUUGUACAGUGGAAGCCUGGUGCAUGGACUAUGCCAGUCACUAGCAUCAACCUCUGUGGAAAGCCUUCUGAGCAUGUGCCCUGAGGUGAAGCAACUUUAUGAACAUCUAUUCAAUGCCACAAGGUCAUAUGCCCCAGCUGAAUUAUUUCUACCAAAGGGUAAAUCAAAUUCAAAAAAGGGGGGUCAGAAGAAGAAGAUUACUGGCCGGUCAAAGAACAGAGUGGGAACCACUUCAGACACCAGGAACUGGUAUGAGGGAAGCAACCGAUUUGGGCUGUUAAUGACUGAAAACUUGGAGGAGCACAUUGAGGCCUCAGAGCUUGAGUAAACUUAGUCUGCAUCACAUUGAAUUUGUGAUUCUUUCUCCUUUAACUUUUCUAUAGAAAACGUAUUACAGGAUAAACUACAACAGAUAACAUUUCAAUUCCAAGGUAUUUUGUACUACUUUUAAUAAAGCAUGAUUUAAGAAACA
Nannospalax galili (Upper Galilee mountains blind mole rat) is the source of this 2651-nucleotide messenger RNA. It is a transcript of the gene Aste1, whose product is annotated as asteroid homolog 1. Gene Ontology annotation, molecular function: nuclease activity. NCBI's taxonomy places the organism in Eukaryota, Metazoa, Chordata, Mammalia, Rodentia, Spalacidae. The transcript has 5 exons. The coding region runs from base 483 to 2507 and encodes 674 amino acids. The record is from RefSeq and is a predicted model, not a curated record.